Messenger RNA from Menidia menidia (Atlantic silverside), 4126 nucleotides. Lineage: Eukaryota; Metazoa; Chordata; Actinopteri; Atheriniformes; Atherinopsidae. The record is from the annotation of a GenBank genome assembly.
AUGCGAAAAACAACGGCGGCGGAUGAGGAGCAUCACGUUCACCCUUCAGCCCGGUUCAUCAUGGGGAUUGUAGUCCUGAGCCCAACACCACUGAGCAAUUCCAUCCCGGUCCUGAACAGCAGCUCCCACAAUUCAGCGGUGGAAGUGGAGCUGUCGUGCUUGGAGGGUUGUAAAGGUACAAGAUCGCUGGCCUUUUUUUUUUGUGUGGCCAUGGACAAGGUGGGGCAGGUGGAGUUUCGAAACAUCGGCUGCUGUUACUUCCCUCAGAGCAGGGUCGACUGUCACUACACGCUAAGCUCACAGCACAGCUGGACCAGCAAUGAUUGGGUCGGGCUCUUCAAGGUGGGAUGGUCAUCAGUAAAGGACUACGAAACAUUUGUGUGGGCCCUGGCCCCAGCUGACUAUCAAGAGGGCACAGAUGUCAACUGCUGCGUGCAUUUUCAGGCCUCUUACCUGCCCAAGCCCAGCUCCCAAGAGUACGAGUUUGUAUAUGUUGAUGCUAAAGGGGAAGUGUGCUCAUGCAGCUCCAGAUUCAUUUUUUGUGCACCAAAGCCACUUGAGGAUCUCGUGACCCUUGAAGAAGACUCUCAUGGAGAGGAGGAAGGCACUGACAUGCUGCUGGUGGUGCCCAGGGCAGAGUUGCUGCAGAGUCGACUGCAAGAAUGUCUGCAGGAGCGCGCUGAGCUGCUGCUGCUGCAGGAGGCUGCAAAAAAACAAAGAGAGAAAGAAAAGGAGGAAUACAAAAGGGCCAAGGUGGCCUGGGACAGGCAACGCAAAGGGUUGGAACUGGAUAUCGAUAGACAGAGGGAAGAACUGAAACAGAGUCUAGAGAAGAUUGAGGACAUAGAGCGAAAACAGAAGGAGCAGCAGGCUUUGGGAGAUUUUCUCGCCCAGGAGAAAACUGCUUUGAUGGAUGCCAAGGAAGAAAGUAAAGUGCGAAUCAGGGAGCUAGAAGAGGACAUCACAACUCUGACACAGAGAGCUGUGGAAAGAGAGACAGAAUUGGAGAGGAUGAAGGAAAGAGCCAAAAGGGCAGCCGUGCUGAGAAAAGAGGAGGAAAGUGAAAGAAAAAGUCUGCAGACUAAGCUGGAACAGACAGAGGCAGAGCUCAGAAGUCUGUCGAAGGAGUUUCAAGGUCUGAGGAACUCCCUCGCACAGCGAGACACCAGCGUCCUGCAGCUCCAGAACACCAUCACUACCCUCACCCAGAAACUGACCACUGCCCACAGGAAAGAGGCAGAGAGCGAGGCGUCCCUGAAGGAGAUGCGGAGCCUACGGGAGCGUCUGCACUUGAGCGAGCGCACCGCAGAGGGCUUAAAGAGCGAUUUAAAUGCCAUGGUCGCCCAGAGGGACCACGGGCAGGCCGAGCUGCAUCAGGCUCGCCUGCAGGCUGCUCAGCUCACCCUUCAACUGGCAGAUUCCAGCUUGGCCCUGAGAGAGGGGAGAGCCCACUGGGCCCAGGAGAGGCAGAAUCUGCAGCGCACCGCGGAGAUGGACCACGAGCGUUUGGACAAACUCAGCACAGAGAUGCAGAGGAUGGAGGAGAGGCUGCGGGAGGAGAGGAUGGAGCUGGUGAAGCUGGAGGUUGAGCGCGGGCGAGAAAAAGAUUGCAACCGGGUCCAGCUCAGUGAAGCACGCAGGGAGCUCCAGGAGCUGAAAGCCAGCCUGAGGGUCGCCCAAAAGGAGAAGGAGCAGCUUCUGGCUGAGAAGCAGGAGUUAAUGGAGCACAUCUGUCAGCUGGAGCAGAAGCUGGGAACGGCGGCCGGUGCCAGGUGGGAAGCUGCUCCCGUGGCCUCUACAGCAGCGUGUGAAAGCGGGCUGUCCGAGUCGGAGGACGAGAGCCCCGAGGCUUUACAGAUACUCCACGCCCCCAGACCUCUGGGACACUACGGCCUGUGCGAGCAGGGCCAGCCGGACUCCUUGCUCCUCUCGACGCUGCCUUCCUCCCCGAAGGAAGUGGACAGGAGCGCGGUGGUCAUCAACCAGCCUGCCCCUCUCUCCCUGGCGCAUCAGGCCAACGCUGACACCCAGGCGCACAGCUCUGAUUCGGAGGAAGAACCAGACCCGCUUCAGUGUGGAAGACACGGCUCGGGAGAGGAAACGGCCCUUUUGCUGCCCGAGCACACGGACACUGUUCUCAGUGAUCUUGCCGACACCUCGCUGUGGUAACCCGUGGACGACUAGCCUUGGGGUGGGUCGAAGAGGCCGUCUAAAAACAGUCAAAAGGAGGACCCGGCUGGAGUUUGCCCACUAACAAGUCGAGUCUGCUAACAAGCACAUAACCAGCUCACUGAAAACACUAGAGAAACGUUCAUAUGCAAUUAUACCAUAUCUGCUGUCAGCCAUGUUUAUUCCCCCCCCCGGUAGACAGUUGUGUCGUUGCUUUGACCGUUUAGCCAGAGGUUAGCCAGGGCGGUGCUGCGUUCGUGGCCGAGGCUAGGCCGGUGCAAAGUUUGGAGCGGCGGGCUUUUAGGCGCGGGGCGCUGGCGUUUUUAGGGUUUGCGCGGCGCAGCACAAUGAUUUCUGUUGAAUCAUUGCUGUGUCGAGAGCUUUACGAUGGAUGUUAUGUCGUUUUUAUGGCAAUUGUGAUUAGGAGUCAUGACAGGCACUGUAAUUAUGAUGUUUUGUGCAAGCCCGGCUCCACUGGAAAUCAUGACAAAACUCUAUUCCAGCAUUAAAUUCUCCACCGCUGCUUUGGACACUUUUCAUGGCAGCAUAAAGCGACGACACAGCACCACGCUAAAAUAUAUUGCAAUAAUGUAGGUCUAUGACAGCAUAUUUCUCCUCCAUUUACUCAGAGCUAAGGUUUGAUACGCACUUUGUUGUCCACAUUAGCAGUUGAUUGUUGUCAUGCAGAUGCAGUUGAGAUGAUUUAGUGACGCCGAUGCUUUCCAAGUUUUGAAUAAGAAAGCUUAUGGAGCUGAUUAAUGUCGGUUAAGAUAGAUGCCACAUGCAACUUUAUUAUUCAGUAUCUGCACAUCAUCAUAGAGAGAUUGUUGCUAACAAGCUUUUCUGAUUAGCUGCACUAUCUAUUUUUUAAGAGCGAGGGAUUUGCUUUUCAUAAUGAUUGAAAUCCACUUGAAUCCAUAUGUCAAAUUGUUUAUCUAACUAUUUAGCCAUUACUAAAGUUUAUAUUGUACAGAAAUGAUCCUUCGCAGUCUUGCAGUUCUAAAUGUGUGCCUGAAAUGAUUAAGUAUAAGUCUAAAAAGAUUUUUUACAUGACAUCAGCAAUUUGGUGCUGGUGUUAGCGCCUAACCCCCUACGGCAGAGUACUGGCUAAUAAGAAAUACUGUCAUCCUUUUUAAUCAAUACCGUAUGCAUUUUUCAUGGUUUUCUAUUUAUAAUUAACUUGACUUAUGUUACAAUUAAACUCAAUCCAGGUUUAGUCUGAAAAGGGAGUUUCCGUUUGUCCAAUGUAGCAGACAGCGUUUUCCACGCUUGGCAAAGAAAUGUUGCUCUAAAUCCCCCGAUGCUUGACUUUACCUGCUGUAUUUGCACCCAGUUUUUACCAUAGAAGAGUUUUUAGCUGAGACGUUGAUACACGGAGUGUGCGAUUUUCAAUAUAUUACUUCUAAAAUUGUCUGUGGUGUUUGACUUGUAUUUUGUCUACCUAUCUUAUUUUUACUGUUUGUUGCUCAAAAUACUUGUGACACGUUGUUAAAAAGUGUUGGUGCUAAUGAAAAGGAAUGACACCAGCUGGUUAGGUUUCAGUUAGAUGUAAAAUUAUGCGGAAGACGCGAUUGGUGGGAGGAAUAAUAACACGGUGAGAGGAAAUGCCGGUGCAGCCUGUCCUUCCUCUUGUGGCGUUUCACUACAGAUUUGAUUCUUUCCCACAGAAGUCUGAAGCCGUUUCGGUUGUGUUCUCCUUCCAGGAUAAUGGCACACUAACUGUAUUCUCUGUUGUCCUCGUUUGCCGUUGACUUUUAUGUCUUAAGAAAGUUUUACUUUAGCGGCGCCCACCGGGAGUGCUCCCACUCACACUGCGGAAGAGCUCCAGUAGUUACGGCUUGUUUUGAAGUUUUGUGUAUGAAGGUUAUCCCACAUGUACACUUCUGUGUAUUUUCUUUAAAGUCAUGUAACUAAAUCUGGGCGGGUUUCGGCAUAAUAAAAUCUAUCCGUCAGCGGG